GGGGCGGUGGCAUUGGUGUCGUUUCAUCCUCUAUGCCACCACUGACCCUACCGGACGCAUUUUUAGAGGAACAAUCGGACUAUGCAGAGUACUACUCGGAUGUGGGUCUGGUCGAACAGCAACAGCGACAAAUGCAGUCGCACAGCCUGGCCAUUCACUCUCAUCCCUCGGUACAUCGGCAGGCAACACUGGAUUUCCCAGCUUCACCGUCUUUAUAUCGCCAUGCACAACCACAACUCCAACAACGGUCCGAUGGGUCCUCACUCCUGCCAUCACCACUUAUGAGUCCUUUAACCUCACCGCUUUCAGGUGAAUUUCCAUCGCUUAGUCUUGAAGAAUCAUUCUCGGCCCGAAAUUCGGUAGCGCCUCGCUUCAAUAGCGAAGUGAUCCAGACCCUACCUGAGGGGCACUACACAGGCCAUCCUCAUGUUCCAGUCGAGUCCUUUCUCAUGCCGACCCAGGAACAGUACCCGCCCGACUCUAUGAUCCUUUUUGGCGGCACUGCCUCACACUCCGAGGGCUCGCUCUUCCGCAAGGAUUCCAAGGAGUACCUCCUCCUCACCAAUUCGAGUCUUCUCAAGUACAAGACGAUGGAAAAGGCCGCCAAAGUCUUUGGCAACCAGUCCGUGUGGUCCUCGACCUCCGGUCACCAGCUCUUGACUCCGCAGCAGACCAGUCUUAUCGCAAAGGAUCACCGUCUCUUGUCGCUCAACUCCAUCGUAGGCGUGCACAUAUAUCAGCCCGGGGGCUCCGAUAUGCAGAUCCAAGUUGAAUAUCUCGUCUCGAUUUCGUCCCAGCCAGCAUCAAUGUACUUCACGCCUGCGCCCGACCAGGCGGAGGUAUGGCUCAAAGAACUUCGACAAGGAUGCAACUGUCAUGCCCCUCAGGCCGGGAUGAUUCCGAAGGGCACUCGUCAACGCCAAUGGGUCCUGGACAAGUUGAGGGAUGACCACAUAGCCUUGCCACAGAGCGUUGUCGAAAAUGAUCCUACAGCACUGACAGCUGGAGGCAUGUGGAGGGCGUACUUCAAAAGCCAGAAGAUCAAAGGGGUAUCCUCACAGGAUAAUGGAUCGAGCGAAUCAAAGGUGCCUCUUGAGGGAAAAGUUAUUGUUCUGGCUGUCGGAAAGUCCUUUGUCCAUCUUUUACCCCACAACCUCGGUAACGGCAGUACCAAAGACGACAUGAAAGACGAACGUGUAAUCCUCCAAUACCCGAUCCUCACCACCAAGGCAAUUCAGUAUCGAGAAAAAGACGACACCUUCUCUUUGACUUUCGGAACUACACUCCGCCAACGGAGGGUCGUCAUGACGUUUGUCUCUGCAAGAGCAAGGGAGAUCAUCAUUGCCAUUCGUGCGCGAGUCGAAAGUCUUCGCUGGCUUUACCCACAAGGCAGGAAGGGAAUCGAGCUCUCACUGUCCGAGGCGCUUUCAAAACCAAUUCCGGUCCCCUCAAAGGACCACAUGAUUGACUUAGGUUUUGAAGACUUGUUGCGAGCAGAGUGCAACGCCAUGAACAUCGACCGUAAAACCUACAGUAAUGUUAAGAUCAAUGGCUUUUCAAUUACCGUCGACAAGGCUGGGGAUACUUUUGAAACCAAGGGAGAUUAUUCGGUGGACGAGAUGAAGUGCCUCUUGCGUGCCCUGCGGUUCAACACCACAUUCAAGGAGAUCAGUUUCCGCAACAUUUCAUUCGCAGCUCUUCAAAAGCCCAAGACCAUGAAGGAUGGAACGAUUCGAUACGGACUUCGUCUGGACAAGGAAUUUUACGAGCUGGUAAUGGGAAACCCCCAAAUUCGGGUCCUGGAUCUUCAUAACUGCAACCUGGACACAAGCACAAUCGGGAGCAUUGGUCGCGCCAUUCGGGAUGGCUAUUCCAUAGGGCUCCGUCUUGAGUCCCUGGAUCUGUUUGGCAACAAUGCCUCGGAUGGCGCAGAUGUCAUGACGUUGGCCAAGGGAAUCGUGAAGCACGCCGGUACUUUGCAUGUACUGGAUAUAGGCGAGUGUCAGAUCACGGGUGACGGUAUCAACCAGAUCAUGCAUGCCUUCGUUGCCAACCCAGACGUGGCGUCGCACACGCUCGAGACCUUUGGUAUCCGUGGGAACCCCGAAAGCAAGGUUAAUUCGUUCAUCCUCGACAUGUUCUUGAAGCACUCCAUGCAGCUACGGCACUUGAAUCUCUCCGGUCUGCCGUCUUGGAGUAAACCACCUAUUCUCAUGGCCGAAACACUCGCGAACUGUGGCGGGUCCCUGACUUCCCUUGACCUGAGCGGUAUGGCACUGCAUUCUUCAACUCUGGAUCAAAUCCUGUCCUGGGCUUCAAGCCUCAGCUUCCAGUCCAUGGAGCAACUCAAGAUCGAGGGCUGUGGACUCAAUGGAUUACAGUUUGCAAACAUCCUUGAUGCCGUUUCCCAAAGCCGCAACACCAAGGUCGAAGUGUUGGCCGGCAGGAACCUACUUUCGGACGGCGGCGAUCUCCCCGAGAAUAUGAUCAAUAUUCUGGCGAGUGGAGACACGGCCUCCUCGUUGGGAUUGCGUCAGACUUGCUGGAGCGAGCAAGCUCUGCGACAGUUGUUCGUCAGUCUAGGCCAGAACUGGACCCUCAAGAAGAUCGACCUUAGUGCUGUAUCCCUGACAUCCAGCCGCGACCCUGAUGUGGAGACCUGCAAGUUGUUGGGGCAGAUGGUGUCUUCUCCGUCGAGUCGAUUGGAAGAACUAUUGAUCAGGGGGGAGGAAACGGUAGAACUGACGUCGAGGAUGGGCAGGAAUCUUUGGCGAUCCUUCCAAGGUAUAGGACAGAGUCGAUACUUGACUAAGCUAGAUGUGCGAAGGAACCGGUUUGGGGAUGAGGGAGCUCAUGCUCUAGCUGAAGCGCUGCGUACGAACCAGAGUCUUACCUGGCUCAACAUGGACGAGAACGACGUGACAUUGGAUGGCUUUAAUGCUAUUCUUUCGGCGUUCCACCAAGGCGGAACAGAGUAUGUACCGACGAGCAGUAUAUACUACAACAGCACACUGUGCUACUUUGAGCUGCCUGUCAAGGACGUCGAGAAGCAGACCUUGGUCCUGAAGGAGUCCAUGCUGGAGACCUAUAAGACCGAGCAGGAGACACGCUUCUUGCUGAGCAACUCGACUGGCAAGGACUCGCGCGAGUGGAAGGAGCGACUUGCACAGAUCAUCCGGACUCGCAACCUGAGCUCUGAGGCGAUUGCCAGACUGGACCGGGCGAUCAAAGGUAUUACCGCGGCUACGGAACGCAACAAGGCUGCGAUGGACGCAGUGUAUAGGGACCGUGAGCGAAGACGCGACCGGGAGAUGGAUCGGGAGCGAGGGAGAGAGCGUGACCGAGAACGUGACCGCGAGAGCCAGGCUGGACUCGUUCGUGAUUAGGAUGGACGCGUUUGAGAAAGCAAUUGUCGGCGACAUUUAAUGUACAUACCAACAGCGGUGAUAAUGAUAAUGAUAAUGAUAAAUAUGAUAGCGACGACUUUUAGACAUCCUUUAUACCCUCUCCAAUAAACGCA
Messenger RNA from Gamsiella multidivaricata, 3520 nucleotides. RefSeq lists its product as uncharacterized. The record is from RefSeq and is a predicted model, not a curated record. Gene Ontology annotation, biological process: cell migration; regulation of Arp2/3 complex-mediated actin nucleation. NCBI's taxonomy places the organism in Eukaryota, Fungi, Mortierellomycota, Mortierellomycetes, Mortierellales, Mortierellaceae. Gene Ontology annotation, molecular function: protein binding. The transcript has 3 exons. Gene Ontology annotation, cellular component: plasma membrane; lamellipodium. The coding region runs from base 33 to 3386 and encodes 1117 amino acids.